Molecule: messenger RNA, 1986 nt
Organism: Fusarium proliferatum ET1
Lineage: Eukaryota; Fungi; Ascomycota; Sordariomycetes; Hypocreales; Nectriaceae
Exons: 8
Coding region: 1-1986 (661 amino acids)
Molecular function (GO): ATP hydrolysis activity; ATP binding
Source: RefSeq, a predicted model, not a curated record
AUGUCGUCCUGGGGUGACGGUGAUAAUCCUUGGCCUGUCAAAGAUUCCGACAGUGCGGAUGGCGAAGUUGAAGCUGGUGAACUUGGACAUAUCUGCGAAGUCAGAGAUGCCUUUGCCGAAUUCGACAAAUCUGGCGAUUUUGUCGAAUGGCUCGACGACAUGCCUUAUGGCGAGGAAGAAGAUCCAGUCCGUAAGGCCAAACGAAUUCGCGAUACUUAUGCUAUUGUAUGUGGUCACUACCCAACCAGAGAAAGUACCUGGGAGGUUCAAACCAUCUGGAUCAACAACCCCAUCCUGCAGGAUGUUCUACGAGUGAUUUUGGGAGAUCAUCCCGAUUGGAGUUUCAGAAAAGGAACUGUCAGUUUCCAGAAGCCGUUUGUUCCUUUGGUUCAUCACUGGGAGCAAUUGUGCGAGGUGGUAGACAUCGAUGCUGGUUCCGAAGCCCAGAAGUUCAUGAAAUUGUUCAUGGAUUUAAUCAGGGGUGAACUACGAGAUACUCUCAUCCGAGUCAAGCAGAUCAUGAAGACAGGAUGUGCUGCUUCCAGUGACCUUCAAUUUGUCUACAAGCCUGGUCAGCUCUUCUUUGACUCCCGCCCUCCUAUGGCCGCAGGCAUUUCCCGGGAUUACAUUCAUUCAGAAGUUAUAGUCAGUCAAGUUGUGUGGAACGGGGAGGAGUAUCGUGCGACCGUGUCGAGGUUCGAGUUCCCCAGGUUCGCAGGCAUUCGGUCUAUCUCUGAACUCAGCGUCCGACCAGCGUGGGCCUAUUCAGAAGAUGACAUCAAGAACAUGGAGGCUGCUCUCGUUGAACGUGGCCGCAAGUAUGAAGCACUACGAGGCAUUCAUUACCGCUUUUAUCCCGGUAUUCUCAAAAAAGAGCACACUCAUUGUGAAGUUGAGGCGUCAGGUUGGGGGGACACCAGCAUCCCAAGCAUCCCAAGCCUCCCCACUCAAGCGAUCGCAGGACGAGUAAUCGUCGAUGCGGCAGGUCAACAUGGGCACCGGGGUAGCUCCUCCGACUCCCUAUCCAGUCUUCGAAUCACCAGUGCAAUGUACAGAAACGGACAGUAUUACAAGGCCUCUACUGCUGGUGACCAUCAAGAGUCACAGGAAGAUAGCCAUUGGGAGGACGAAGAAGACGACGGCACCAAGCGCCUCCGGGAUGAGCAGGCUAUGUUGACCGUUUCGACCGUGCACUGUUUCUCGAUCGAAUACAAGAUGUGGUGUACGGCCAAGAUGGACGAUUUAAAAGACAUUGAGUGGAACACUCAGGCUUUUGACAACCUCGUCAUCGAUGAAGCAGAGAAGAGACUCCUGGUCGGAUUCAUAGGUGCAACAAACAACGGAAAAUUGCAGCAUUUCGACGACUUUGUUCACGGAAAGGGGAAAGGUCUCGUCAUGCUCCUGUGUGGCCCCCCCGGCACGGGAAAGACAUUCACCGCAGAAUCUGUCUCCGAAAAUCUCAAGCGCCCUCUUUACCGCGUUGAUACUUCGGACCUGGGGAUGGAUCCCAAGACUCUGGAGAGUAAUCUCAAGACUGCUCUUGAUCGCUGUGCCCGCUGGGAUGCCAUCCUCUUACUGGAUGAAGCCGAUGUGUUCCUUGAAAAGCGCACCAGCAGCAAUCUUACACAGAACGAGAUGACUACCAGCAGGUUACUCUCUGGCGUCAUGAUGCUCACCACGAACCGCUACCUUGCAAUCGAUCCCGCGUUCGAGUCACGAAUCGAUCUUUCAUUUGUCUUCCAGGAUCUUGAGCCAGCCUCCCGAGCCAAGGUCUGGUACAAUUUUCUUAUCAGAGAGGACAAGGCGUUAGCUGGAGACAGCGAUGCGAUUGCGAAGCUGGCCAGCAUGCCUCUUAAUGGCCGACAGAUCAAGAGUGCCGUCAAGACAGCUCGAAUCCUCGCUGCCAGCGAGAACUUGCCUCUUGCAGUUGAUCAUUUGCAGACGGUUGUUUUCAUGCGAAUGAAAGCGUUGAAGAUGCUUGAGUAG